Messenger RNA from Naegleria gruberi, 384 nucleotides. RefSeq lists its product as uncharacterized. NCBI's taxonomy places the organism in Eukaryota, Heterolobosea, Eutetramitea, Acrasida, Naegleriidae. Gene Ontology annotation, molecular function: protein binding. The transcript has 10 exons. The record is from RefSeq and is a predicted model, not a curated record. The annotation marks the transcript as partial.
AUGGGAAAUUCACCACUGCAAGCAAUUGUUAAUAAUGAUAUUGCAACAUUAUCAACAUUACAAUUACAAGAUUGUAUUAAUGAUUUACAAACUGAUCGUAAAACAAGUUUAUUAGCAAUUGCUUGUGAAAAAUCAAAUUUAGAAAUUAUAAAGAUUUUAUUAUCAGUUCCAAAUAUUAAUGUUAAUUUAGGACAUAAACCACCUUUAUAUAUUGCAUGUGAAAGAGGAUCAGAAGAAAUUGUAAAAUUAUUAUUAAAUAUACCUACUAUAAAUGUAAAUCAAGAAUAUACUGGAUUAACAGCAUUAUGUAAAUCAUGUAAAUUAGGAAAUAUUUUAAUUGUUAAACAAUUAUUAAAUAAUUCAAAUAUUAAUGUAAAUUUAGGU